Molecule: messenger RNA, 4173 nt
Organism: Elgaria multicarinata webbii
Lineage: Eukaryota; Metazoa; Chordata; Lepidosauria; Squamata; Anguidae
Gene: GPLD1
Product: glycosylphosphatidylinositol specific phospholipase D1
Exons: 25
Coding region: 263-2899 (878 amino acids)
Cellular component (GO): extracellular matrix; extracellular region
Molecular function (GO): GPI anchor phospholipase D activity
Source: RefSeq, a predicted model, not a curated record
AGAUGGACUAACUACCGUAUGUAGUGUGUUUUGAUUGAUAGUGCUAGGGGCUCUCCAUCUGGAAGCACCCAAGGGCUCAAUGAGUAGUGAUAUGCUGAGAAAGUAGGAAGGAAGAUAACAUAUCUUUUUUCUGUUCUAGGCAGGAUUUCACAUAAAUCAAUGGAAAAUAAAGUAUUAAGUUUCAGCUGGGCUGAUUCUUGUCUGUAAAACAAGACAAUCCAUCAGCUGAUACAGAAAAGCUGGCAAACAUGACAUUUCAAUCAUGAGGGCUUUAGCACUUGUGCCAGUGACAUAUUUGAUUAAGAAAGGCACUGUAGCCCAUAUUUCAAAGGUCGCUGUUGUCGUAUUGAAAGCAUUUUCAAACUGGUUUAUAGUCCAGAGUAUCAACAGCAUGGAAGCUUUCAAGUUUCUCUCUAUUCUGGCUGUAUUUUGCACGUUUUGCCAAAGAGCUACGACAUGUGGCUUGUCAACACACAUUGAAAUAGCUCACAGAGCUUUGGAAUUUUUCACGAUACAAGAGGGAAAUGUUGAUUAUCGUAAGUUAUUACUUACCCACCAAGAUGCAUACCAGGCUGGAAGCCUUUAUCCUGAUGCCUUUUAUUCUAGUGUCUGCAAGAAUGGACGAUUCCAUCAAGUCUCUGAAGACACUCAUUGGGCACCUUUUCUCAAUACCAGUAUCCACUACAUCAGAAAGAACUAUCCACUGCCCUGGGGAGAGGCUACAGAGAAACUGGUGGCUUUCCUUUUUGGAAUUGCUUCUCACAUGGUGGCAGAUGUGAGCUGGCAUAGUUUGGGGAUUGAACAAGGAUUUCUUCGGGCCAUGGCAGCUGUUGAUUUUCAUGGCUCAUAUUCAGAAGCUCAUGCUGCUGCCGAUUUCGGCGGAGAUGUGUUAAGCCAGUUUGAGCUUGAUUUUAGUUAUUUGGACCCAAGAUGGUAUGUACCUGUGAAAGAUUUAUUGUCAAUCUAUGAGGAAUUGUACGGCCAGGAAAUGAUAACUGAAAAUGCUAUUGUUGACUGCACAUACCUGCAGCUUCUUGAAUUGUAUGGUGAAAUCAGUGUUGUUGCUAAGCUUUACCCCUUCUAUGCCGGGAAGUCCCCAUUUUUGGUGGACAAAUUCCAUGAGUAUUUUCUUGGUGGUGUGGAUGAUAUGGCAUUCUCAUCAAAUAACAUUUUCCAAUCAACAAGUCAAAUGCUAACAAAUGGGACCAGUGAUUGCUUUAUUCCAGAGAAUCCUCUGUAUAUACAAUGUAAAGAUGAGCAGAGGACUACUGUUGGGUUCAAACAGUUCAAAACUGAGCACCACAGAAAAUUAACUUCUUCACUGACCAAAUCAGUUGAAAAGAAUGUCAGCUAUACAGAGAGAGGAGUUUAUUUUGACACUCCACCUUGGGCAAUAAAUUAUCUUCAGUUCAGGAAUACUGUCACUGCAAAGAAUUUGAGGAGUAUGUGGGGAGUUCUAGAGCAACCGUCUUCUAAACACAUCACCCAGCCCAGUGCUUCAUAUUUUCUGAAAACUGCAUAUGCUAGACUUGGCUGGGCGAUGAGUUCAGCUGACCUGAAUCAGGACGGAUAUGAUGAUCUAGUAGCUGGAGCCCCAGGCUAUAGCCAACCGGGACACAUUCAGACAGGACGCGUAUAUAUUGUUUAUGGUAAUCAAUCAGGUUUGCCUCAUAAAGACUUGGACCUAGACCAGGAAGCAGAUGAAAUACUGGAGGGGAGUCAGCCUUCAGGAAGGUUUGGUUCUGCCAUCGCAAUUCUGGACUUCAAUGAGGAUGGCGUAUUGGAUCUUGUGGUGGGAGCGCCAUCUGUAGGAUCGCAGGAGCUCAGUUAUAAGGGCUCUGUAUAUAUAUACUUCGGCAAUAGAGGAGGAAGUUUCCACAACCUACCAAGUAUUACCAUAGUUUGUCAAGAAAUCUACUGUAAUCUUGGCUGGUCACUGCUGGCAGCUGAUGUUGAUGGAGAUGGAAAUAAUGAUCUCGUGGUUGGCUCUCCUUAUGCACCUGGCGGUGGAAAACAAAGAGGAUUUGUGGCUUCCUUUUAUUCAUUUUUCAACAGAAGCAGCCAAGACCAGCUGUUCGUAUCAGAUGCUGACUGGAUAGUGAAAGGAGAAAAGGAUUAUGCCUGGUUCGGAGCAUCACUCAGCAGUGUUCAGCUUCAGAAUAUGACCUUGCUGCUUAUUGGCAGUCCUUCUUGGAAAAGCUGUUCAAGUCCAGGCUGCUAUUUCUCCCAAGAUACCAAGCAGGCUGUUGGAAGGGUAUAUGGCUAUAUCCCACCAAGCACACGAAGCUGGUUUACUUUAACUGGAGACAGGGACAGGGGGAAACUUGGUUCAUCUUUGGCUACUGGUUUCCUUUCUAUAGAAGGAAUCCCUAGGCAAGUGUUGGUCGUUGGUGCACCCACACAAGACAGCAAAUCUAGGGUUACUUUUAUAACCUCAGUGCUGUACCAAGCAGGAACUGCUCUGAUGUAUGGUUUGACGGAGAAUGGCAAGCCUUAUCUGCUCAGCACUUUCAGCGGGGACAGGAGAUAUUCACGCUUUGGAGGAGAUGUGCACUUACAUGACCUGGACAAUGAUGGACUUGAUGAAAUCAUUAUGACGUCACCUCUUCGAAGUAAACACACAAUGCCUGUACUGUUUGAAGAGGAGGCUGCACGUGUUUACAUAUUUAGUGGAAACCAGACCACCUUGGGUGAUGUGACGGACCACUGCAGAUCAUGGAUUUCCCCUUGUCCUGAAGACUGGGCAGAGUAUGUCAUAAUUUCUCCUGAGGAAAAAUCAAGAUUUGGGAGUGCUGUGAUUACAGUACAAUCUGGACAAAAGAAUGAAGUAAUAGUAGCUGCUGAGAGAAGUUCAGUAAAAGCACGGCUUAGUGGAAGGAUUUUUCUCUACACCUUUUAAUUGCCACACUUCCUCAUUGGGUCUCUUUUCAGCAAGAAACUAUAACAUAUACUCUGUUGAACUGACAUGUGAACAACACUGACCUUUUUAAUUAAUGAGAGCUGAGAUCCACCUCUUAAAUUAGUGUUGCCCUGUUUAUAUUUCCAUUCUAAAGGCAAUAAUGAACAAAAGUUAGAACUUCAUUUUGUGGCUUUUCACCAUUCGCUGUUUCAACUGCUGCAUGAAAACCCGCAUCACAUAUACAGCCGUAUUUUUUGCAAUAUACUGUACAAUUUAGUGCAUUGGAGAAGACCAAAUGAAUCCAGAACUUGUGGAGUUACACAAAAAACAGUUUGGCAUAAAUGACACACAUUCCCCCCUCCCCUUCUGCAAUUAAUAUUGGCCAUGAUUCAAAAAUAACCAAUCCUUCAACCAGUGCUUAGUGAGAUGGUUUCAUUUCAAGUUAGACCAAACUCAUUUACAGAUGUCUGAAAAGAAGUGGGAUGGCAUCACACCCUAGUUUGGGCACUGUCUUUCCCUCGGUUAUGAAAUGGGUCCAAGUACUACCAUUAAUAUGCCGGUAAAGGCAGUCCUUGAGCAUCCCUGUUAUCUGCGCACCAUGGGGUUGAGGGAGUAUUUAACAUGUUCUCCCCAAAGCUGAACAGGCAGUUGAUGCUGCUGUUUCCUAAUGUACAGGGAUUUUUAAAGCCACUAAAUGCAGGCCGUGGUAUUUCCUAUUCUAUAAGCUAUCUGACAGUAACAAGGGAAUUACCUGUAUUAAAAUACUUUCAAAACACUUAAUGUAUGGAACUGCACAUCAGGUAUUUGUUAAAUUCAACAAGAUUUGGAAGUUGACUCCAAGAAUAUUAGCUAUUUAGAGAAUUCCUGCGUUUCUACAACUAUUUACAUAGCUUCUGUAGCUCAGCGAUAGGGCACAGGCUUUUCGUAUCAAAGGUCCUAAUUUUAAUUCCCGGUAUUUCUAAUUAAAGGGAUCAGGCAAAAAGAUCUUUCUGCUGGAAACCCUUGAAAGAUGCUGCCAGCCAUUACAGAUAAUACCAGGCUGGAUGAACAAAUAGUCUGAUGUGGUAUAAUACAGCUUUCUAUGUUUCUAUUCAAUUGCAAUCUCAAUUUCCUCUACACGUCAAAAGUUGUUCAGAUUUUCUGUUAUUUAGGUUAAUUAUUGAUGUACUACAAUGUGCUAUCUCUAAAAUUCCAAGACAAUGUCUGAAUCAUUACCUCAUCCCAUGUUUAAUGCAAGUAAUAAAAGCUGACAUUCCUGUUUGUGUAGCAUUUUA